This is a messenger RNA of Cryphonectria parasitica EP155, 1617 nucleotides long. RefSeq names its product MFS general substrate transporter. Bases 1 to 1617 code for a protein of 538 amino acids. Gene Ontology annotation, molecular function: transmembrane transporter activity. The record is from RefSeq and is a predicted model, not a curated record. Lineage: Eukaryota; Fungi; Ascomycota; Sordariomycetes; Diaporthales; Cryphonectriaceae. Gene Ontology annotation, biological process: transmembrane transport. The transcript is spliced from 4 exons.
AUGGACGAAAACCUCGACGAGAGCACGAUCCACGAGAUCGAGGGGGUUCUGGGCACCAAGAUCUACCCAGGGACGGAGAUCAUGAAGGACGUAGGAUCUCACCACUUCGUCAAGGGCGCAAAUCACCGCAGCGUGCUCGUCCCGCAGCCUUCGGACGAUCCGCGCGAUCCCCUCAACUGGAGCCCCUUUUGGAAAUCUACCACCAUCUUCGCAGCAACCGCAGUAUCAUUUUCCCUCAACCUAGGCCCGCUCGCCCUCGCUCCCAUGUUCGACUACUACAUCGAGGCCUAUAAAUGCUCCCUCGCCGACGUGGUCCAGUUCACAGGCGUGGCGAUUCUCGUCCUGGGCUUCAGCAACUUCAUCUGGGUGCCCAUGUCGACCUGCUUCGGCCGCCGCCCCGUCGCCAUCCUCUCCUCGCUGAUCUGCGCCUUCUCCUCGGUCUGGCGCGCCCGUGCCACCUCUUACGGCUCCUUCAUGGGCGCCUGCGUUCUCAACGGGCUGGGCGCGGGACCCUGUGAGACCCUCAUGCCACAGGUAAUCGCCGAUAUCAUCUUUCUGCACGACCGUGGCAAGUACCAGACGCUCUACUUCAGCCUGUACUUCAUCUCGCUCAUGGUCGGGCCCGUUAUUUCGGGAGCCAUGGCCCUCAACACGGGUGUCGAGAGCUUCUGGUGGUUCAACACCGGCAUGCUCUUCUUCACCAGCCUGGUCUGCAUUUUUCUCUUUCCCGAGACGCGCUACCACCAUCGCGACAGCCAGGAGAAAGGGCACGAAAGCACACUCGAGGACACGAGUACGCACGCCUCCGCCGGCGGCGCAGCAGGAAUGAAUAGCCUCGCCCACGCCGAGACGCACAUAGACCCUUACCUUGGCCGCGGCGGACCUGGCAGGGCUCAGUUUCUCCCAAUCCAGCCCUAUGCCGGCGGGCUCCUCCGCGAACUGUGGCUGCCGCUAUACCUGCACCUGUACCCAGUGGUUGAGUUUGCCGCUUUCGUGGUGUCGUGGUCAGCUUCCGGAUUCUUGGUGGUCAACCUAUCGCAGGCGCAGGUGUUUGCGGCCCCGCCGUACAACUUUUCCUCGCAGACCAUCGGCCUGUUCAACUUGGCCGUGCUGGUGGGCGGGCUCGUCGGCCUGUUUACCUGUGGACCGCUGAGCGACUGGGUUGCGGCGCAUUUGACAGCGCGCAACAAUGGCGUGCGCGAGCCCGAGAUGCGGCUGGUGGCUAUGGUUCCUUAUAUCAUCAUCAUGAUUAUCGGCAGCGUCAUUACGGCAGUGGGUUACGACCGGCACUGGCCGUGGCAGGUCAUCGUUAUCAUUGGGUACAGCUUCCUGGGCAUACAGGUCGCUGCACUGCCCAGCAUCGCUAGCACGUAUGCCAUUGAUAGUUACAAGCCCAUCACGGGAUCAGUCUUUGUCAUCAUCACCAUCAAUAAAAACCUCUGGGGAUACGGCGUCAGCAAGUUCAUAACGCCAUGGUCGAUAGCGAACGGGUUCGUGCCACCAAUGCUUACCAACAUGGCCCUUAUCACCUUGUUCAGCUGCAGCGGCAUCAUUUUCUGGUUCUUUGGCAAGAAGUUCCGGGGUAUGACAUCCAAGUCAUUUGUACACAAGUUGUGA